AUGGCUUCCGCUUCCUCGAAUGCCAAGCAGAGCCUCUACCCGGAUGUGGACCAGUCCCACCCUGAUCUCAACACCCCCUUCUUCUCCGCGCCCACCACCUCCACCGGCGCCGGCACCGCCACGGGCAGCUCCCUCUACCCCACCGUCGACCCCAACGAGCUCGCGGAGAACCUUUUCCCCGAGACGGCCGAAGAGGACACCGCGCCGCCGCCGCAGACCACAGAGGAGACCAUAGUCGCCGUCCCCGGCGCGCAGCUCCACCUCGUCGACCCCGACCGCAGCCUCGACCUCGGCGCUGGCACGCUCUCCAUCGUGCGCCUCCGCCAGGGGGACCACUCCGUCGCCGUCCUCGCGCGCCUGAUCCCCAAGAAGCCCCACCACCGCCGCGGCCUCUUCCGCCUGUUUAGCAGCGGGCGGUCUGACGGUGGCGCUGAGCAGGAGCAAGUCCAGUGGCCGCUCACCCGCGAUGUCGCCGCGGUCAAGCUCGACCCCGCGCACUACUUCUUCUCGCUCCAUGUCCCGCACACGGACCACCCGGACGACAAGGAUGACGCGGAGGAUGCCGAGGCGGACGCGGAGGCGGCGCUGAGCUACGGCCUCACGGUCGUUGGGAAGGGGCAGGAGAAAGUAUUGGAGGAGCUGGACAGGGUCCUCGAGGAGUACACCACCUUCUCGGUGAAGCAGGUGGAGGCGGCGGCGAAGGAGAAGUCGGAGAUCAUGGACGCGAGGGCCGUGGCCGAGAUCACUCCGGAGGAAGCUGUCGGGGAUAAGAAGGAGAUCGUUGAGGAGAAGUCUGCGGCGUUCUGGACGACAAUCGCGCCGAACGUCGACGAUUACAGCUCGUCGGUGGCGCGGCUGAUCGCGCGGGGCUCGGGGCAGCUAGUGAGGGGCAUCAUCUGGUGCGGCGACAUCACGGCGGAGGGACUGCGGCGUGGGGAAGAGGUGGUGAAGAAGAGCGUGGGGCCCAGCGCGAAGCCGACGCAGGUGAAGCCCAGCACUCUCAGAAGGAUGAAGAGGGCUAGGAGGGUUACAAAGAUGUCCAACAGGGUGGCAAACUCAAUCCUGUCUGGUGUUCUGAAGGUCACUGGCUUUGUCACAAGCGCCGUGUUGAACUCCAAACCAGCACAAAAGUUUUUCAAGUUAAUGCCUGGCGAAGUUAUUCUUGCUUCACUUGAUGGAUUUGGGAAAGUAUGGGAUGCUGUAGAAGUGUCUGGCAAGAAUGUGAUGCAGACAUCAUCAGUUGUGACAACUUCUGUUGUAACACACAGAUACGGUGAGCAAGCAGGGGAAGCCACACACGAUUACCUCCACGCUACAGGGAAUGCUCUCGGAGCUGCGUGGGCUGUAUUCAAGAUUAGGAAAGCACUCGACCCUAAGGAUCCGAUGCACGCAUCGCGGAGCCUCCUGCCCACGUCCGGCGAGUCCCUCCGCCUCGUGGCCGCCUGCCGCGCACCCGCCCACCUCCCAUCCCUGCACGCCGCACACGCGCGCCUCCUCGUGCUGCUCCACCCUUCCCACCCAUCCGCCGCACACGCUAGCGUCAAGCUCAUCCAAGCCUACGCCGCCUGCUCCGCGCUCCCCUUGGCACACGCCGUGCUCGAGUCGUCGUCCUCCUCCCCCGACGGCAGCAACAGGACCACCACCGUCUGCUUCAACGUACUCAUUCGCACGCUCACCGCCGCCUCCCUCCACCGCGAUGCGCUCGUCCUCUUCGCCUCCAUGCGGCCACGGGGCCCCGCCUGCUUCCCCGACCACUACACCUACCCGCUCGCGCUCAAGUCGUGCGCGGCGUCGAACGAUCUCCUCCUCGGCCUCCAAAUCCACUCCGCCGUCGCCAAGCUCCGCCUCGACGCGAACGUCUACGUGGCGCACUCCGCGAUCAGCAUGUACGCGCGGUGCGGCCGCCCGGAAGACGCGUACAGGGUGUUCGACGGAAUGCAGCACCGGGAUGUCGUCUCCUGGAACGCCAUGAUCGCCGGGUUCGCGCGCGCGGCUCUGUUCGACCGUGCUAUUGUGGUUUUCAAGCAGUUUGUGGUGCUGCAGGGUUCAAUGCCGGAUGCUGGCACCAUGGCAGGCAUCUUGCCGGCUAUGGGGAAUGCCAGGUCAGAUGACAUUGCGUUUGUGAGGGGUGUGUUUGACCAUAUGCAGUUUAAGGAACUUAUCUCUUGGAAUGCUAUGCUCGCUGUGUAUGCUAACAAUGGAUAUCAUGUUAAGGCAGUUGAACUGUUCAUGCUGAUGGAAAAGGACGAGGUUGAGCCAGAUUCAGUGACUCUGGCAACUGUUCUUCCUCCAUGUGGGGAGCUCUCAGCAUUUUCAGUGGGAAAACGGAUCCAUGAGAUUAUCAAGAGGAAAAAUAUGUGCCCUAACUUGUUGCUUGAAAAUGCUCUCAUGGACAUGUAUGCAAGCUGUGGAUGUUUGAAGGAUGCUAGGGAGGUCUUUGAUUCCAUGAGUGCACGGGAUGUGAUAUCAUGGACUUCAAUCAUAUCUGCUUAUGGAAAGCAUGGUCAUGGAAGAGAGGCUGUUGAUCUUUUUGAGAAGAUGCUAGGACAGGGGCUGGAACCAGACUCUAUUGCCUUUGUUGCUGUUCUGGCAGCAUGCAGCCAUGCUGGCCUUUUGGAUGAUGGAAAAUGCUACUUUGAUUCCAUGACUUCCAGGUAUCAUAUCACUCCAAAAGCAGAGCACUAUACUUGCAUGGUGUACCUUCUCGGCCGUGCUGGAUGUAUAAGCGAGGCGUAUGAUUUCAUCACAACAAUGCUGGUCGAGCCAAAUGAAAGAGUCUGGGGAGCCUUAUUACAAGCUUGUCGAAUUCACUCUAAUAUGGACAUUGGACUCGUGGCAGCAGACAAUCUGUUCAGAUUGGUACCUGAACAAACAGGAUACUAUGUUCUGUUAUCUAAUAUGUAUGUUAGGGCUGGGAGAUGGGCAGAUGUUACCUCGGUGAGAAGUGUCAUGGUGGAUAAGGGUAUCAAGAAAUUUCCUGGUACUAGCAUUGUCGAGCUAGGGGAUCGGGUUCACACAUUUCAUAUUGGUGAUAGAUGUCACCCACAAUCUGAAAUUAUCUAUCAGAAACUGGAUGAGCUACUGGGCAAAAUAAGGAGAAUGGGUUAUAACCCAGAGGUAGAGGCUACACUCCAUGAUGUUGAAGAAGAAGACAAGGAGGGUCAUCUUUCUGUUCACAGCGAGAAAUUGGCGAUUGCAUUUCUCCUUUUGAACACUAGUCCAGGGACAAUUAUCAGGGUGACUAUGAAUCUCAGAACCUGUAGUGACUGCCAUCUUACUGCAAAGCUGAUUUCGGUAAUCACCAGUAGAGAGAUUAUCCUCAAAGACACCAAUAGGAUCCAUCAUAUAGUAAGAGGAGUUUGUUCAUGUGGGGAUUAUUGGUAG
Miscanthus lutarioriparius is the source of this 3384-nucleotide messenger RNA. The record is from the annotation of a GenBank genome assembly. NCBI's taxonomy places the organism in Eukaryota, Viridiplantae, Streptophyta, Magnoliopsida, Poales, Poaceae.